Messenger RNA from Passer montanus (Eurasian tree sparrow), 1386 nucleotides. It is a transcript of the gene DPF2, whose product is annotated as double PHD fingers 2. Gene Ontology annotation, biological process: nervous system development. Bases 50 to 1267 code for a protein of 405 amino acids. NCBI's taxonomy places the organism in Eukaryota, Metazoa, Chordata, Aves, Passeriformes, Passeridae. The transcript has 12 exons. Gene Ontology annotation, cellular component: nBAF complex. The record is from RefSeq and is a predicted model, not a curated record.
CCCCUCCCUCCGCGCACGCGCCCCGCGGCGCCCCGGCGGCGGAGCCAAGAUGGCGGCGGUGGUUCAGAAUGUGGUCAAGCUGCUGGGCGAGCAGUACUACCGGGACGCCAUGGAGCAGUGCCACAGCUACAACGCGCGGCUCUGCGCCGAGCGCAGCGUGCGCCUGCCCUUCCUGGACUCACAGACCGGCGUGGCCCAGAGCAACUGCUACAUCUGGAUGGAGAAACGGCACCGCGGGCCCGGUUUGGCAGCCGGGCAGCUCUACUCGUACCCGGCGCGGCGCUGGCGCAAGAAACGCCGCGCCCACCCCCCGGAGGACCCCCGGCUCUCCUUCCCUUCCAUCAAACCCGAGGCGGAGCAGGCGCUGAAGAAGGAGGGGCUGCUGGCGCAGGACGGCAGCAGCCUGGAGGCGCUGCUCCGCACCGAUCCCCUGGAGAAGCGCUCGCUGCCCGACCCGCGCAUGGACGACGACAGCCUGGGCGAGUUCCCGCUCACCAACAGCCGCGCCCGCAAGCGCAUCCUGGAGCCCGACGAUUUCCUGGACGAUUUGGACGACGAGGAUUACGAGGAGGACACGCCCAAGCGGAGAGGGAAGGGCAAGGCCAAGGGAAAGGGCGUGGGGGGCGCUCGGAAGAAGCUGGACGCCGCCAUCCUGGAGGACCGGGACAAGCCCUACGCCUGUGACAACAGUUACAAACAAAAGCAUUCCUUGAAACCUCCCGACCGAGUCUGCGGGAAGCGCUACAAGAACCGCCCCGGGCUCAGCUACCACUACGCCCACUCCCACCUGGCCGAGGAGGAGGGCGACGACAAGGACGACUCGCAGCCCCCCACGCCCGUCUCCCAGCGCUCCGAGGAGCAGAAAUCCAAGAAGGGUCCCGACGGGUUGGCCCUUCCCAACAAUUACUGCGACUUCUGCCUGGGGGACUCCAAGAUCAACAAGAAGACGGGACAGCCCGAGGAGCUCGUGUCCUGCUCCGACUGCGGCCGCUCCGGGCACCCGUCGUGCCUGCAGUUCACGCCGGUGAUGAUGGCGGCGGUGAAGACGUACCGCUGGCAGUGCAUCGAGUGCAAGUGCUGCAACAUCUGCGGCACCUCCGAGAACGACGACCAGCUGCUGUUCUGUGACGACUGCGACCGUGGGUACCACAUGUACUGCCUGACCCCCCCCAUGUCCGAGCCCCCCGAGGGGAGCUGGAGCUGCCACCUCUGCCUGGAUCUGCUCAAGGAGAAGGCGUCGAUCUACCAGAACCAGAACAGCUCCUGAUCCUGCUCUUCCUCAUCCUCCUCAUCCUCCGCUCCGCCCUCCUCAUCCUCACCCUUUGGGGCCUUUUAUUUCCCCUUUUUUUGGGUCCUUUUCCCCUUUUUUUCCCUUUUUUUCCCUUU